AAGGUAUGGCAUGGUUCAGCUGUCACUAAGGGUCAGCGGGGAGUUAGCUCUCAAGCUGGCCGGCCAAAACAUCUAGCAUUCAGAUAGUCUCAGCUGCUAACAGCGCCUGUGUUGGCAAACGUGGACAGGUUAAAUAUAGAAGCAUACCUUCAAGUCAAAAAGAGAUGAGGGAGACAAUGGAGGAAGUUGCUAAGUGAAAAGAUCUGGCCCUGUGACAAAGGACAUCACACUGCACCUCUGCCUUUCUCCUCACUGGGCAACGGCUUCUUUCAACUGCUGCGUGAGGAAAGAAUAGUGCCUCCCUGUUUCCCUCAACCCCCUCUGCCUUUUAUUCUCACACACUCUGCAACUGACUUCUACAACGGAUAGGAGGGAAGGAAAAUGAGAGGUGUGUUCAAGACUUCUAAGCAGAGCAGGACUGGAUAGGCUGUGUGAGUAAAAGAGGGAGGGAGGAUGAGAGAGGGAAGUUACAGUACUCUCUACCAUUCCCUCUCUGACCUGAAGAACUGGAAGGAGAGAGAGAGUAAGAGAGAAAGAGAGGGAGAGAGAGCAGAGCUGGAGAUGGCUCUUGGCAUAACGCAGUAGACGCCACAAGUGGACCACACAAGCCAGAAGAUACCAGAGGAUACUUUACUGCCAUAGUGCCUUUCUCUAGGAUUACCCUUGGUGUGACUUACUAAUAGCUCAAGACUGGGGACACCUCAACAGCAGGUAGAGGAUGAGAUCCAAAAGCAGUGGGGUGGAGAGCCCGGCCGAUGGGGUCCUUGGCGUCCCUCAGGGGGACAACGACAUCAGCCAAGAACAGGAAGUGGGUCUCCCUGUAAAAAACCUGAUCACCAAGGUUCAGCAGAAAGAGGGUGAUGAAAAGGUGGAGGUCGAGGUGAUCUCUGACAAAGAGAAGCUGCUGUGUGAUUCUCUUGAAGAUGGAGAAAAAAAGGGGGCCAUCGUGGAUAUGUCCAAAGCGGAUCUGCUGAGGCUGCUGGGGAUCAUGGAGGGAGAGGUUCAGGCAAGAGAAGAUGUUAUCUGCAUGCUAAGAGCCAAACCAACUGCCCCAGAGGCCCUUGAAUCACAACAUGGGUCCGCAGCACCUGGUUCUGCCCUGCAGGCCUUGCAGAGAGACGGCUUCAUUACAGGCACAGAGCAACACAACCACAGUGUUUACCAAAAGCCUAUGAUUGAGCUGGAUCGUCUACAGGAGAAACACAAAGAAACAUACCGGAGGAUGCUUGGUCAGUUGCUGCUAGCUGAGAAGUGCCACCGUCGCACUGUCCAAGAGCUGGACACAGAGAAACGCAAACAUGUAGAUUACAUGAACAAGAGUGAUGACUUCACCAACCUUCUGGAGCAGGAGAGAGAAAGACUGAAGCGGCUUCUUGAGACUGAAAAGGCCUACCAGGUCAAAAAGGAGAAGGAGCACUCCAAACGUCUGGCCAAGGUGCGAGAGGAGCUGGUGAAGCUGAAUUCAUUUGCCCUGAUGUUGGUCAAUGAGCGCCAGCAGCACCUAGAGCAAAUGGACCAACAGAGUCAGCGGGUCCAGGAACUGAGCCAGCAGCUCCAGCAGCAGGAGCAGGCACUGAGUGAAGCAAGGGAGCGUGCUCAGGAAGAUGGGCAUAGGGUGCUUAGCCUGGAGGCUGAACUAAAGGAGAAAUCUGCCAAGCUCACCCAACAGCACGAGGAGAUGAGUGCCAAACUGGCCAGUCACGAGAUCAACAACCGUCAGCUCAAUGCCAAACUAUCAGGGCUAAUGCAUAAAGUGGAUGAGCAAGAUGAAAGUAACAGAACCUUGAAGAAAUCUGAGGAGGAACUGCAAGAGCUGAGAGAAAAGAUCGGUAAAGGAGAAUGUGGCAAUUCAAAUUUAAUCACUGAGUUGGAGAACUUGCGGAAACGAGUGAUGGAGAUGGAGGGGAAGGAUGAAGAGAUCACCAAGACUGAAAAUCAAUGUAAAGAGCUCAGGAAGAGACUACUAGAGGAGGACGGUAAGAGUAAAGACCUCAGGCUGGAAGUGGAAAAGCUCCGGAAAAGGAUGAUGGAGUUGGAGACACUUGAGGCUGCCUUUAGCGUAAGUAAAGCUGAGUGUGCACAGCUGCACACGGCUCUAGAGAAAGAGAAGGGCCUGACCAAAGAGCUCUCAGAUGAAGUCGUCGCUCUCAGGAUCCGCAUGAAAGAGGUUGAAUCCUCCGAGUUAAAGUUAGAAAAGUCGGAGCUGAGCCUUAAGGAUGACUUGACUAAACUGAAGUCAUUGACUGUUGCUUUGAUGGAGGAACGCAAGACCCUGAUGGAAAGACUUAAAUCAGAUGAGAAGAAGAAAGAGGAAAUGAGUAAGGUUAUCAAAAUUGAGCAGGGUAAAGUUAUGGAGGUGACUGAGAAACUGAUAGACGAGAGCAAAAAGCUCUUAAAGCUUAAAUCAGAGAUGGAAACCAAAGUAGAAAUCCUCAUCAUUGAAAAGGGGGAGCUCAGCACCAAGCUUGCCUAUGAAAUUGAUAAAACUACAGAUCUCAAUUCUAAGGUCAGCCAAAUGAAAAAGAGGUUGGAUGGGUUUGAGCAAGCAGAAAAGCUAUCAGUUAAGAAUUUAGUGAAAUGUGAGCAGGGGAAAAUGUCUGACCCCGUCAAAAAAGAAGACAAUAAAGUUAUGGAGUUGACAUACGAAAUUGAGCGACUGAAAAAUCGCCUCAAACAACUGGAAGUAGUCGAGGGAGAUUUGAUCAAAACAGAAGAUCAGUAUGACAUGUUGGAAAAAAAGUUCAUGACUGAACAAGACAAAGCCAACAUUCUUUCCCAGCAGGUAGAGGAAAUGAGAUGUCAGAUCGCAAGAAACAAAGCAAUUGAGAAAGGGGAGGAGGAAUGCCAGGAUGUAGACCUCCGCACACGAUGCAUGAGGGAGGAGGUGAAAACCAGAGAACUGCAUAAUGACGUUGUCGCCCUCAAGGAGAAGGUUCAUGAACUAAUGCAUAAAGAAGACCAACUCUCUCAGCUCCAAGUGGAUUACUCUAUCCUGCAACAGAGAUUCUUGGAAGAGGAGGAGAGAGCCAAGAACAUGAGUACUGAAGUUUUCCAUCUCACCAAAGAACUGGAGAUUACUAAGCGCCAUAGUCGAGCCUUAAGGCCCAGUUUGAACGGAAGAAGAAUGGUGGACAUUGCUGUGACAUCCACUGGAGUACAGACAGAGGCGUCAUCCAAUGGGUUAGUGGACGAAGAUACCCCAGCUGUAUUCAUCAGGAAGUCUGUCCAAGAGGAGAAUCACAUCAUGAGCAACCUCAGACAGAAGUGUCUGAAGAAGCCAUCAGAAAAGGGUGGUGGUAUUGAGCGUUUCCCUUCAUCUAGCAGUGACCUAGGUAUGAAGAAAUCCUGGAUUCCCUGGAUGAGGAAAAAGGACAACUUGGAAAAGCCUUUGCAAAUCAAUGGAAACCAUUUGCCUUCUGAAGUAACUAUGUCUCCAAAGCAAGGUCAGCCUUUGCACAUCCGGGUUACACCGGACCACCAAAACAACAUGGCCCGUCUUGAGAUUAGCAGUCCUACUGCUGAGGACGUCUUCUCCAGCUCAGCUCCCCUAAGCCCCAACCCAUCUCAACCCAAAUCCAGAAUCACAAUCAUUCCUUCCUACUCUGCGUCAGCCCACAAGAAAAAGUCCACUGUUGGACCUCAUGGCCCAGAAAGAGCCAAGUCUCCAGUCACAAUCACAGCGAUAUCCAGAGCCAAAUCACCAGAAAGCAGCCGAGCUCCCUCCUCCGCCUCAGGAAGGCCCUUGUCCCCUGUCUCAAUCAUGACAGUGAGCACAGCUAUAGUGCCAGAAGCAUCCGCCUCCCCAGACCCACAGGAGAUGACAAUGGGCCGAGCUGUGUUCAAGGUGACCCCGGAGAAGCAAAUGGUCCCAAUGCCAAUACGAAAGGGUCACAACAACACUGGUGUUAUCACCACUACUGAUGAUAACAAGAUCCACAUUCUUCUAGGUAACAGCAUCAACCCAAAGAUGGUAGUCAGGCCGGUGGCUUCUGUAACAGAGAGCAAGGAAAUGACCUUAUCGACUGGUACAGUUUUACGCUCCCCCCGCCAAAUCACCACUACUACUACUACUACCAGGAGCUCGCAGAGCAAGGUGAUGAGCAGUAUCACAAUAUCACCUGUUGCAACCAACCCUUCAAGACCCACACAAAGCAUGACUGGGCAUGAUGCCCAGCCAGCGCGUUCAGGGCUCACCCGCAUCCCAAUGUCCAAGAGCCUGAAGACUGGGAAGGCUGUGCUGGGAACCAUGGGGAUCUCGGGUGGAGUGAAAAUGGAGUCACGAGCUGAGAGGCAGUCCAUGACGAUAGAAGUUAAAAAAUCCACUGUGAAUAGCAAUACUUUUCAAAAUGGUGGAAAAGCUUGAUUUUGUAAAAGUAAUGACAUACUCAUACAUAUCUGAAUAUGGUGCUCAAACAAAUUAAUAUCUCCUUACAACAAGGCAAAAGUGCAUUUUUUUUGUAAUAAAGAAGCCAUUGAUUACCAACUUAACUCAAGUCUUAUGUACUGUCUGUCUCAUAUCAGUUUCUGCUAAUAGAUGGAUACAUAUUUUUUUGUAUUUUCAGUGUGUAUUUUAAUGGGCAUUUGGAUAAAUAUUAUAACAGACCUUGCUGCUACUAACUGCUUCUUGCUUUGAGUGGUUGUAUCACAUAAAAGGACUUCUGAUAAUAUUUUAUAAGAACAUAUAUGUCAAAAUUCUUGUUUUUGUGUAAAUUAUACUAUUUUUUCUGUUAAGGUUUGUACUGAAAAUAAUUUUAAAUAAAUGUGA
Notolabrus celidotus (New Zealand spotty) is the source of this 4765-nucleotide messenger RNA. Its product is annotated as filamin-A-interacting protein 1-like. Lineage: Eukaryota; Metazoa; Chordata; Actinopteri; Labriformes; Labridae. The record is from RefSeq and is a predicted model, not a curated record. The transcript is spliced from 6 exons. Bases 719 to 4363 code for a protein of 1214 amino acids.